This is a messenger RNA of Linum trigynum, 2750 nucleotides long. The record is from the annotation of a GenBank genome assembly. NCBI's taxonomy places the organism in Eukaryota, Viridiplantae, Streptophyta, Magnoliopsida, Malpighiales, Linaceae.
CCCCACCCCCAGCUUGCAAACAAUAAUAUUCUCACUUCUCUCCUACCAUUCUCCUAAUUAACUCAUAUUUAUAUCGUCGAUCAACCCUAACCCCACUCACGACUACUUUUCAUCCUUGCAAUGACAAUUCUUCCCUGCAUUCAACUGUUCAUUCUACUAAUUUCCCUACUGGGGUUUUUUUUAACAUAAGUUUCAUAUGAUGGGAUUAGAAAGUUAUUAUUACUAAUUUUUAGAUUCAUCACGUACGACGUGUAAAUUGAUUCACUAGCACCUUCGACAUGGAUUAAAUUACAUGAGUUCAUAUGAUAAUUAAGAACGUAUCAACUUUGUUAACCUAGCUUGGUCUUUUUUUUACUUGUGGCUUAAGGAAAUAUGUUGCUAUAUGUCGCACGGGAUGAUCUAAAUAUGACAUAACUCCAUAUGAGUUGUUGAUUGUGAUAAUAACAGUAAUAAUAAUCAUCAUGAUGUGAUUGUGCGAUUGAUUUAUGUGCACCUAUGGAAAAAAUUAAAAAAGUCAUAUAUAUGUGAUAAGAAUUUGUUUGUAAUAACUUACCAAAAAAGAAUUGGGUUGUAAUAAUAGUUUGAGUUGUUGAUAGAGAAAUGUUGAAGAGUGAAUUGUAUAUUAUGUUUUUAACAGCGCUUUAAAUGAAAGUUACGAGGUUAAAGUUUGUACUGGUCUGUCAUAUCUUUUGGCUAAAUCAACUGUUAACAUUGUAGGUUGUGAGGAUAGAACAGAAAACUACUCGUUUAAAAGCUCUGAUACUAUGGAAAGAAGUUAUUGGGCUAGUGUCAGAGUCAAUAAAUCUAAUAAGUGGUUGGGGUUAGCAUGCUAAGUGCUAACACCUAAUUUGUUAGCAUGGUACACUAAAACAAAUCAAUAGGAAGCUUCCAAUUUGCUUAUUUUCUAUGUUUAAGGGGUUAGUCAUCACAAUUUCAUGAUGAUUUUAGAGGGAGGCGCACGCUUGUCAUUUUGGUAAAUUAACUAAUCAGACUAACGUUUGUAGUCCUCUUGUUCACAACUCAUCUUUGUUCACAUGUAUUACAUCCCUAACUCGAGCUGAUGUUGGAGAUCCAAGCGAAGGCUGACAAGAAGCGGAGCGACAAUGAUUGUGGAGAUUGCACUAGUGAUCGACAAGGAGCGGCGGUGUGCGCUAGUUGUUGAAGUCGCACGAAAUAUUUUUUUUCCAUAUUUCAGUCUUCAGAGGAAUUGUGGCGGCAUUGGUGUUGGAUAUCGCAUAGAAAAUAACGAGCAGCAACAGUGCUGGUGUUGAAGAUUGAAAUCGACUGAUUUUGUUUUCACAAGUUGACCACAUGUUUCUUGAAGCAUACUAUAAAACUCAUAAAUCUUACCACAAGUAUUAUGAUGCAGAUAAGAAAAAAAUCAUAUCAGACCAAAAUCACGACAAGCUACACCACAAAACUCAUAAAAUAUACCAAAACCUUAUAAUGCAUACUAGAAAAUAUAGAAAACACACCACAUAUAGUACAAAGCUCAACACACCACCAAAUUUAUAAAGUAGACCAAAAACCUCAUAAAAUGACCACAAGUUUGAUAAACAUAUUAGAAAAUUUAUAAAUAUGAAAAUCACAUCACAAAACUCACAAAUAGUAUAAGUUUUAUGAAGCAUAUCAAUUAACCAAAAGUUAACCACAAUUUUUAUGAAGCAUACCAAAAACUAAUGAAGCUUACCACAAAUAUUAUGAAACGGAGCAUACUAGAAACAAGACAAAGUACACCACAAAACUCACAAAUUAAAGUAGAUAGAUAAAUGUAGAAAGCAUACCAGAAAUAUAUGGACUUCGCCACACUCUUCGUGCUUGGUCUGACGAGCUCAAUUCCUUUCUCCUUGUACAUGGCUUCGUCAGAAUCGCUUCUGAUGCGUCAUUGUUUGCCUACUCCGAGUUCUACAAGGAUGAUCUUGCUCUGAUGCCCUCCUUGUCGCUUUGAAAGACGUCCACAAUACCAGUCACCAUUCCACGAGAUCGAGGCCAUCUGUGUCCUCCGGAACUGCCCCAACAUCGUCGUCCUCGAAUUCCUCAGGACCGAUUAGGCAACAGUCAUCCAGGACGGGAAGAAGAAGGGAGGGAUCCGUCGGCGAGGUCAAGCGAUGGAUGAUGUAGAUUCUCUCCGGCCUCGACGCUUGCCACCGGAAUAUGGUCCUCCAUCGCGAUUUGAAGCCUGGCAAAUUGGGGAGGGGAAGGGGGGGUUGAAUCGCGGCUUUUAAUUAGGGUUUCAUUUCAUGAAUGUCCGACUUCGAAUUGGGUACUUUUGACUAUGCAAUUGCUUAUCUCCUUAACCUUGUCCUCGAUUUUGCGUAUGCCUCGUCCAAAUGUUGUGGUCGAUCUCGAUGGUAAGACUAUCUCUUGCCUGAGGAAGUUGCCUUCUUCAACUGGGGAGGAAGGUGUUAGGAGGGAACGAGAGGGAGGCGUCGGGAAGAGAGGGAGAAGGAGAAGACGACGAUGGUGGUUUUAUGGCGAGAUAGUCGAUAGAGCUGGAUGGUGGUUCUCAGGUGUUGGCCUUCAGCGGCGGUUGCUGUAAGGAAGGGAAGGGUUGAAGAUGAAUGAGAGAGCGUGGAAGGGGGAUAAGAAAGCUCUAAUAGGAGUUCCAUUUGCUACGUCAUAAAAAAAACUGACAGAGUUUAUGGAGUUUGAUGAAGACUGACGGUCGGUGAUUAACGAUGUAACAAUUUGUAAAGUUAGUGAUCAAUAAUAAAGAAAAGUAAUUCGAGUAACAAAAUUGAAAGAUUUAU